This is a messenger RNA of Penicillium angulare, 1158 nucleotides long. RefSeq lists its product as uncharacterized. The record is from RefSeq and is a predicted model, not a curated record. Gene Ontology annotation, cellular component: catalytic step 2 spliceosome. Gene Ontology annotation, molecular function: protein binding. NCBI's taxonomy places the organism in Eukaryota, Fungi, Ascomycota, Eurotiomycetes, Eurotiales, Aspergillaceae. The transcript has 3 exons. Gene Ontology annotation, biological process: mRNA splicing, via spliceosome. The coding region runs from base 1 to 1158 and encodes 385 amino acids.
AUGGAUCCGGCACAACGCUCGCGCAUCAUUAGCAUUCUCUCGGAGAUUCCCCCACCAACUCCCGCUCUGUUCUGCAGGUACAGGCUCACUACUAUGCCUUCGAAAUCAUUCCCAACGCGGCAUUUACACACUCUCAAAACACAUAAUGCUCCGGUUAAUGCGGUGACUUUCUCCAGUUAUCCAGGCACAUAUGUGCUUACAGGUUCCUCCGAUCGCGCCAUCCAUCUGUCACGAGCUGUUCCAAACAAUGCGGAAAAGUCCCAAGAGACAAUUGAAACUACAUCUCCGAUUCAAAAGUACGAGGCACAUGGCUACUCUGUCCUCGACGUAGCUGUCGCCGCAGACAAUUCGCGCUUCGCCAGCGUAGGAGGCGACCGACAAGUUUUCUUAUGGGACGUCGAGCAAGGCAUCACAACCAGAAGAUGGGGCGGGCAUACAAGCAGGAUUGGGGCAGUACAAUUUGCUGGCGAGGGUGAUUCAGUGGUAGUUUCUGGUAGUGCAGACACCACCGUGAAUCUCUGGGAUACGCGCACCAGAGAUCAAAAGCCCAUCCAAUCCCUCACCGAGGCAACCGAUACCGUCUCUAGUCUCCACGUCCACAUGCCCUCUUAUUCAAUCGCCAGUGGAAGUUAUGAUGGUCAUGUCCGAGUUUACGAUGUGCGAAUGGGGAAAGCAACCGACGAUGUCCUAGCCUACCCGGUAACAAGCGUUCGAUGCUCAGCGGAUGGCAAUGCGGUCCUUGCUUCCACGCUAGAUAGCUAUAUCCGCAUGCUAGAUCGAUCGAAUGGAAGUCUGCUUGCAGCGUUUGGGGGUCCGGCAAAAGAGAAAACUCCAUUCGUGGACGGCAGUCAAUCUCGUCAUUCAUAUCGCAAUUCUGAACUACGUGUUCGCUCUACCUUUGCGCAGGGCGACGCUGUUGUUCUUAGUGGUAGUGAAGCUGCGAAGAAUGAUGAUGAAGGACUGGGCGCUGCGGUCUUUGCUUGGGAUAUACUCAGUGGUGAGACUGUUGCUGUGGUGCCAAUGGGCGAGAAAGUCAAGGUUGUCAGUUGUGUGGCAUGGAAUGAGAAGGGGUUUUGGGCUGGUGGUUGCUCGGAUGGUAAGUGGCCCGUCGACAUGGCUCAAAAGGAGUUUCCAAUGUACGCCUUAUUAACACAUUGA